AGCGUGUGACGUCGCGGACGGGCUGGGUCUGCUAAUUGUGAUACAGAAAUAUUUCUGUCAGGCAUUCGGAGCAGCAACAGACGCAGUCGACGCCAGCUUCGCGGCAAAUACUGGCCUCUUUUCCGAACCCUCUCCGACCGUCUGAGAGGAGAAGAAGACGAGGAAGAAGAAGAAGAAGAAGAAGCAGAGGUUGUGUUUAGAGUGUGUUCCUUAGCAGUGAGACAGCCCGGUGGGCUACAGCCAGGAUGUCCUCUAUGAGAACAGACAGCAGCUGGUCCCAGCCCCGGGAUACCAGCAGCCUUAUCCAGGCAUGCACUUUCAACAUCCAGAAGAUCAGCCAAAACUCUGGUCAGAUCAAAAAUCUCCUCUACCAACUCGGGACAAGACAAGAAACCUCAGAGCUCCAGGAGAGGCUCCAACAGCUCCAGCACUACACCAACCAGCUGGCUAAAGAAACCAACAGACACCUGAAGGAGCUGGGUUUACUACCCCCACCACUGUCUCCAUCAGAACAGAGGCAGCACAAGCUGCAGAGAGAACGUUUGAUGAACGACUUCUCUGCAGCCCUUAACAACUUCCAGGUGGUGCAGCGGAGGGCAGCUGAGAAAGAGAAGGAGUCGGUGGCCAGAGCUCGAGCUGGAUCCAGAGUCCUGGGAGACGGAGGAAAUGUGAAUGAACAGUUGGUUACAUUUGAAAAGGAUGAUGAAUGGGGUCAGAGCCAGACUCAGACUGAAGAGCCCACCAUCACAGAGGAGGACCUGGAGAGCAUCAAGGAGAGAGAGACCAACAUCAGACAGCUGGAGGCCGACAUUAUGGAUGUGAACCAGAUCUUUAAGGACCUGGCUGUGAUGAUCCAUGACCAGGGAGAUAUGAUUGACAGCAUUGAGGCCAACGUGGAGAGCGCUGAGGUUCAUGUAGACAGAGGGGCAGUCCAGUUGCAGAAGGCAGUUUACUACCAGAGGAAAUCCCGUAAGAGGAUGUGCAUGCUGGCCAUGGUGAUGUCGCUUGUGCUCAUCAUCCUCAUCAUCAUCAUCUGGCAGGCCAUCAAAUGAGAGGAGAAGCACAGCCCAAUGAUACCUUCAAAUGACUUCCAGUGUGUGUGUGUGUGUGUGUGUGUGUCUGUGCAGCAUGUAUUUAUGUGGGAUAAAUGAGUGGGAAUAAGAUUUUUUUUCUUAUGUUUUUUGUCUUUGAAGACAACAUGUUAGGAACCAAUCUGCCAAUAUGCCAAUAAUAUGAAAUUCAAGAUUUUUUAUAUUUUGUUUGCUUAAGUCAAAGACUGACACAUAUUCAGUGCUUCCUUCCCUAGGACAUUAAAACUUAACUGAGACCCUGUACCACUUCUACCCCACCUACUACUGCUACCACUUCUGCCACUAACAGCAAAGAUCGUAAUCAGAUGGGGAUUAUGCAGACCAGAGGAGAUAAUGGUAGUAUCGGAGAUAUGUAUACUGUAUAUAAAUAACUACAUUUAAGAUGUAGCCUCAAAAUAAAGACAGUUAGUUAUGUUAGAUGAUGCCUAUUCAUGACUAAUUAUUAGUCUCAAGGAAUGCUUUAGCUUUUCUGUGUGUGUGUGUGUGUGUGUCUAUGUCAUAGGCUGCUUUUGGGGACAAAUUUACAACUAGACCAGUUAAUUGGGGGACAGCUUGUCCAAUUGGGGACAAAAGCCUUGUUCCUGAUUGGGAAAAAGAUGAUUUUUGGGUCAGUGGUUAUGGUUAGAGUUAGGGUAAGUGUCCAGGAAAUGAAUGUAAGUCUAUGUAUUGUCCACAAAAGUGAGUGUGUGUGUGUGUGUGUGUGUGUGUGUGUGUG
This is a messenger RNA of Xiphias gladius (swordfish), 1806 nucleotides long. It is a transcript of the gene stx12l, whose product is annotated as syntaxin 12, like. Bases 246 to 1052 code for a protein of 268 amino acids. The record is from RefSeq and is a predicted model, not a curated record. Lineage: Eukaryota; Metazoa; Chordata; Actinopteri; Istiophoriformes; Xiphiidae. Gene Ontology annotation, cellular component: SNARE complex; synaptic vesicle; synaptic vesicle membrane. Gene Ontology annotation, biological process: vesicle-mediated transport; vesicle fusion; intracellular protein transport. The transcript has 11 exons. Gene Ontology annotation, molecular function: SNAP receptor activity; SNARE binding.